This is a messenger RNA of Fusarium musae, 456 nucleotides long. RefSeq lists its product as uncharacterized. The coding region runs from base 1 to 456 and encodes 151 amino acids. The record is from RefSeq and is a predicted model, not a curated record. Lineage: Eukaryota; Fungi; Ascomycota; Sordariomycetes; Hypocreales; Nectriaceae. Gene Ontology annotation, molecular function: thiamine pyrophosphate binding; catalytic activity. The transcript is spliced from 2 exons.
AUGUCUGUUGUUCAAAGUUUCGCCGUCAAUGCAUGCGGAUGUUCGAUCAUCUCUGAUGCCGCAAACCUCUACUGGACAGCACAUUACCUAAAAUUCUCCAAACAUGGGCUCUACCGAUCAAACCUGGAUUCCUCUCCCAUGGGCCACGCUGUCUGCGGUGUUGUCGGCAUGGGCCUUGGGGACAAACACGCGGUGGCCAUUGUUAGUGAUGCAGCAAUGCUGAUGCAGUCAGAGGUCGGUACUGCUGUUCUAUAUGGAUCGAAGGCUAUCUGGUUAGUCAUGAGUGGAAGCCGGUAUGAUUUUGAGCUAUUGGCACUGGCGGUUGGAUGUGACGGAUGUACAGUUAUGGACGAGGAGGGGCUGCGAAAAGCACUUACGGGAGCAUUGGCGAGAGAUGGACCUACUGUCAUCAAUGUUAUCGUAGAUUCUCCGCGCGUGGCACCAUCCAAAGCUUGA